This is a messenger RNA of Penicillium samsonianum, 1554 nucleotides long. RefSeq names its product putative MFS transporter. Gene Ontology annotation, molecular function: transmembrane transporter activity. NCBI's taxonomy places the organism in Eukaryota, Fungi, Ascomycota, Eurotiomycetes, Eurotiales, Aspergillaceae. The coding region runs from base 1 to 1554 and encodes 517 amino acids. The transcript is spliced from 2 exons. Gene Ontology annotation, biological process: transmembrane transport. The record is from RefSeq and is a predicted model, not a curated record.
AUGGAAUUAAAGGGUUCCUUGACAGCCAGCCACGAGGUUGAUUCUAUGGAUGAUGGCGUCGUGGUGUUAGAUUUGAACAGUCUGACGCCCACCUCCGGCAACAGGACCGAAUUGAAACUUGCUUCAGAUGGCCAUACCAUCCUCAUUCCCCAACCGAAGGAUGACGCUAGUGAUCCGCUCAACUGGAGCACUUUCAAGAAGCACGCGAUCCUACUCUGCGUCGCUUUUGGCUCCUUUGCAGGGGACUUUGGCAUGGCAAUUGGGAUUCCUGCCGCCAUUCUGCAGAGCGAAGAAUGGAAGGUGUCCGCGUCGGUAGUCAAUGAGCCCAACAAUCUCGCCGUUAUGAUGAUCGGGAUUUCAUCACUGCUAUGGGUACCUCUGCUCUCCUCCUGGGGCCGUGCGCCUGUUCUAUUCUGGAGUACAGUGAUGGGUCUUUUCUUCACCCUAGGAUGUGUUCUGGCGCCAAACUUUCCUACCUACUAUGCAAUGCGUGCUUUGCAGGGUGUCACCCAAGGCACUGGAUCGUCUAUUGGGCUGCAGCUCAUCCAGGACAUGUUCUUCUUCCAUGAACAUCCCCGCAAAAUUGGUCUCUGGUAUGGUAUUUUCCUCGUCUCCCCAUUUGCUGGGCCCAUGUUAGGCAACUUCAUGGUGGCGGGACUGGGCACGUGGAGACCUUUAUUCUGGCUGGUCUUUGCUUUCGCGGCAUGUCUUACGGUUAUGAUCAUAGCGUGUGCCGAUGAGUCUUUCUACAAUCGUGAUGUCGCAGAUGAGAAGCAACCGAAACGUGCGAUGAACACUAUGGCUCGCCUCUCCCGUGUGGUGGGUUGGUGGCAGCUACAACAUCACCGAGAAUACUACCGCCCGGUUCUUCCUUGCUACCUCCAACUCUUCAAGGUUGCUCUCCGGCCUAUAAUCCUCCUAGUGGUGAUAAACUACGGAGUACUUUUCAUGUGGAGUAUUGGCAUCAACCAGAGCUCCGCUCUGCUGCUAGAACUUCCCCAAGCGUCCGGCGGGUAUGGCAUGUCGGCACGAGCAAUCGGCUACGUCUACUUUGGUCCGAUUGUGUCCGUCUUUCUCGGGUGGUUUGUGGGCCAUUUUCUAAACGACUAUGCGAUGGAGCAGUACACAAAGCGACACCAGGGGCGAUUCGUUCCCGAAGCCCGGUUGUGGGUGGUCUACCUUGCGGCUCUGGUGAUGAUCCCCGGAAUUGUCCUAGUGGGGAUUACCCUGCAGCAGCAUCUCCACUGGGUCGGAAUUUUAUUUGGUUGGGGCAUGUUCCAGGGCGGGGUGAUGAUUAUUUCGGUGGUCAUGGUCGCCUACGGAAUGGAUUGUUGUCCUGCUGCGUCUGGAGAAGUCUCGGCUUUUCUUAACCUGGGCCGGGCAGCAUGCGGAUUUGCUGUCGGCUACUUCCAGCAGCCCUGGGGGCUCAAACAGGGAUACGAUGUCUCGUUUGGCCUUCAGGCGGUGAUCACAGUGGUGGCAUUUCUCGGUGUGGUAUGUAUUCAGGUGUUUGGUGCGAAACUGCGGCGAUUCUCUUUGGGCAUGGCUCUAUAG